Messenger RNA from Parastagonospora nodorum SN15, 534 nucleotides. RefSeq lists its product as hypothetical. The record is from RefSeq and is a predicted model, not a curated record. The coding region runs from base 1 to 534 and encodes 177 amino acids. The transcript is spliced from 2 exons. Lineage: Eukaryota; Fungi; Ascomycota; Dothideomycetes; Pleosporales; Phaeosphaeriaceae.
AUGAACUUCCUCCAGAUCGUUCUCAUGUGCGCGCUAUUAGCCAUCGUGUACGGCCGAUACAAGACAGAAGUUAUCGAUGCAUGUCACGCAACAACGUCAACCUUAUCUCUCAACCUCCCCUCCAUCAACAUUCCCUACUGGUUUAAAGUACUCAACGAUCUCAAGCACCAGUCCAGCCACCUUACCGCACCGUUCAAAUCUCGAGCCUUCGCUGCCCUCCCACUCGCUCUGCGCGUUCAGCUGGGCAUCACCUCGGACAGAUCCCUCGCGGUGGGAUCUGCGUGUCUCGAAGCUGCUGGGCAUAUCUGGGUUCUUCUCGCAGACGUCAACCGUCUCAUGGACACCGUGGAGCGCAUUCUGCGCUUUGUGAUGAGCGACAUGGCUGCGGUCGCACUGAUCGCGUGGCUGCGGCUCAUCGUCUGCGCCACGACUUUACAGAAUGGUCUUGCUAUCGGCAGGCUCGUGCAGUUGCUCGGGCACCGUUGGAUCAUGUUGUGGCUGGUCGUGUUGACUGUCCUUGUUAUUUUGGUAUGA